AUGAUGAAUUGUAUCAUACAACGCCAUGCAUAUAUUCGCCUCAGCAGCAACCUUGGAAGUUCCGAUCUCGCCGUCCGGAUGGGCGAUCUUGUGGGUGGCAGCGGGAGCAAAUCCAAAUGGGAAAGAAACUUUGGUAUUGCAGAUCGUUGUCGAGGUGUCCAGGUUAGAGACAUCGCGAAGAACGCGUGGGCGGAUCUUAUACCGGUUGAAGGCAUCUUCGUUGUCUUUCACGCUAUGAUUGUGUUAUCAAGAUAUGAUAUGAUAUGGAUAUUAUCCCACCGGAUGCCGCAAUACACAGAUCUAGUAGAGCUAGCUACCCUUGAAUACUCUUGGGAGUUUCUCCGAUGCCUUGGCCUGCAAGUCGGCAAUGGAGAAGAUCUCCGAGUCUAG
Molecule: messenger RNA, 390 nt
Organism: Aspergillus luchuensis
Lineage: Eukaryota; Fungi; Ascomycota; Eurotiomycetes; Eurotiales; Aspergillaceae
Exons: 3
Coding region: 1-390 (129 amino acids)
Source: RefSeq, a predicted model, not a curated record